GGCUCUCCACCCUCUGCGCCACCGGGGAGGCCCUGGAUGUGUAAUUUUUAAAGCUCUGCUGGAGAGUGGAGGCCAGUGAAGCCUGGGAUUUGUUUGCAAAUGUUCAUGUAAGAGGUGACCAUGCCUCGCCUGCAUCUGAGGAGGGGAGGUUGGGUAGGAGAGGGAGCGAAGAGGCAACCAUGAGGAAAGGGGGAAGGAGUGAAGAAGGGAUGGUGGAGAGGAUGGGUUUGUGGGCAGCCCAGAGAGCAGAUAGUUUGAAGGAAGAAAUGAUGACUCCGGCGAGGAGAAGCUAAUUGCCCCUGAGCCGGACCUGGAUGGAGGGCAGUGGCUGAGGAGAGAGGAGCAGUGCAUUUCCUGGACAAGGAAAGCCUUUGGCAGAAGCCCAGCCUGGGUGCCUUUGAACAGCAGCAGGAAGGAGAUGCGGCUGCUGUUGGCCCUAUUGGGGGUCUUGCUGGGCGUGCCCAGGCCUCCAGCUUUGUCCUUUGAGGCCUCUGAGGAAAUGGAGCUGGAGCCCUGUCUGGCCCCUAGCCCAGAGCAGCAAGAGCAAGAGCUGACAAUGGCCCAAGGACAGGCUGUGCGGCUGUGCUGUGGACAGGCUGAGCGUAGUGGCCACUGGUACAAGGAGGGCAGUCGCCUGGCACAUACUGGCAGAGUACGAGGCUGGAGAGGACGCUUGGAAAUCGCCAGCCUUCUACCCCAGGAUGCAGGCCACUACCUCUGCCUGGCACGGGGCUCUAUGCUUGUCCUGCACAAUGUCACCUUGAUUGUGGAUGACUCCUCAACCUCCAGCAAUGGUGAUAAAGACCCCAAGGUCCACAAGGACCCCUCAAAUGGGCAUAUUUACCCCCAGCAAGCACCCUACUGGACACACCCUCAGCGCAUGGAGAAGAAACUACAUGCAGUGCCUGCUGGGAACACUGUCAAGUUCCGCUGUCCAGCUGCAGGCAACCCCAUGCCCACCAUCCGCUGGCUCAAGGAUGGACAGGACUUCCAUGGGGAGCAUCGCAUUGGAGGCAUUCGUCUACGCCAUCAGCACUGGAGCCUGGUGAUGGAGAGCGUGGUGCCCUCGGAUCGUGGCACGUAUACCUGCCUGGUGGAAAACUCUAUGGGUAGCAUCCGCUACAGCUAUCUUCUGGAUGUGCUGGAGCGGUCCCCGCACCGGCCCAUCCUGCAGGCGGGGCUCCCUGCCAACACCACAGCUGUGGCAGGCAGCGACGUGGAGUUGCUGUGCAAGGUGUACAGCGACGCCCAGCCCCACAUCCAGUGGUUGAAGCACAUCGUCAUCAACGGCAGCAGCUUCGGCGCUGACGGCUUUCCUUACGUGCAAGUCCUGAAGACAGCAGACAUCAAUAGCUCAGAGGUGGAGGUCCUGUACCUGCGGAACGUUUCUGCCGAGGACGCAGGCGAGUACACCUGCCUGGCAGGCAACUCCAUCGGCCUCUCCUACCAGUCGGCAUGGCUCACAGUGCUGUCAGAGGAGGACCUUGCAUGGACAGCGGCAGUGCCUGAGGUCAGGUACACAGACAUCGUCCUGUAUGCUCUGGGCUCUCUGGCUUUGGUUGUGCUCCUGCUGCUGGCCGGGCUGUACCGUGGGCAGCUGCUCCAAGGCCAGCACCCCCGCCAGCCAGCCACUGUGCAGAAGUUGUCCCGCUUCCCUCUGGCCCGACAGUUCUCUCUGGAGUCAGGUUCCUUGGCCAAGUCCAGUUUGUCUCUGGUGCGAGGUGUCCGUCUCUCCUCCAGUGGCCCCCCAUUGCUCGCUGGCCUUGUGAGUGUAGAUCUACCUCUUGACCCGCUGUGGGAAUUUCCCCGGGACAGGCUGGUGCUUGGGAAACCCCUAGGCGAGGGGUGCUUUGGACAGGUAGUCCGUGCAGAGGCCUUCGGUAUGGAUCCUAAUCGGCCCGACCAAGCCAGCACCGUGGCUGUCAAGAUGCUCAAGGAUAAUGCCUCUGACAAGGACUUGGCAGACCUGGUCUCUGAGAUGGAGGUGAUGAAGCUGAUUGGCCGACAUAAGAACAUUAUCAAUCUGCUGGGAGUCUGCACCCAGGAAGGGCCCCUGUAUGUGAUUGUGGAGUGCGCCGCCAAAGGAAACCUGCGGGAGUUCCUGCGGGCCCGCCGCCCCCCAGGCCCCGACCUCAGCCCUGACGGGCCUCGGAGCAGUGAAGGGCCACUCUCUUUCCCUGCCCUGGUCUCUUGCGCCUACCAGGUGGCUCGAGGCAUGCAGUAUCUGGAGUCUCGGAAGUGCAUUCACCGGGACCUGGCUGCCCGCAAUGUGCUGGUGACCGAGGACAACGUGAUGAAGAUUGCUGACUUUGGGCUGGCCCGUGGUGUCCACCAUAUUGACUACUACAAGAAAACCAGCAAUGGCCGCCUGCCUGUCAAAUGGAUGGCACCUGAGGCCUUAUUUGACCGAGUCUAUACACACCAGAGUGAUGUGUGGUCAUUUGGGAUCCUGCUGUGGGAGAUAUUCACCCUUGGGGGCUCCCCGUACCCUGGCAUCCCUGUGGAGGAGCUGUUCUCACUGCUGCGGGAGGGACAUCGAAUGGACCGGCCUCCAAACUGCCCCCCAGAACUGUAUGGACUGAUGCGUGAGUGCUGGCAUGCGGCACCCUCUCAGAGGCCCACUUUCAAACAGCUAGUGGAGGCACUGGACAAGGUCCUGCUGGCCGUCUCUGAAGAGUACCUGGAUCUUCGCCUGACCUUUGGACCCUACUCCCCAACUGGUGGGGACUCCAGUAGCACCUGCUCCUCCAAUGACUCUGUCUUCAGCCUCGAUCUGCUGCCACUGGGAUCCAGCUCCUUCCCCUUCCCCAAAGUGCAAACAUGAGCAGGAGCAUGAGAUUAUGUGGGCCACCAGGCCCAACCAGAAACCUUAGACCUCCUGGCUCAGCAGCAACCUGGCAGUGUUUGACCUCGGCAGCCCCAGGCACUGACCUCAGGGUGCUGAAAGGUUCUGCUUUGGGGAGGUCUGCUCAACCUACUUGAGGUUUCCUGCUCUGGUCUUGGGUUUCAACCCGUGACAAGGCCCUUAACCCUGGGAGUUAUGGCCCCAGGGUUCUAGAAGUCCGAGUGUUAGGGUUCUGCUUGGGACUUAGCAUACUUAGCAUUCAGCCCUUGUUCCCGGGGUCUGGCUGGACAUGGCUGCAGGACUUUCCUAAACCUCUUGCUUCCCUACACCAGCUGAGAGAUCUGGCAGUCUAGAAUCUCCUCUCCUAAGGCCUUCCCACCUCCCCUCUGCUGCUUGUCCCAACAUCUUGGCUGAAGGAGCAUUGGCCUGUGCUCCUGGCUGAAAGGCUGGAAGCCUGCCGAAAACAGAGAAGCAAA
Talpa occidentalis (Iberian mole) is the source of this 3321-nucleotide messenger RNA. It is a transcript of the gene FGFR4, whose product is annotated as fibroblast growth factor receptor 4. Gene Ontology annotation, biological process: regulation of bile acid biosynthetic process; multicellular organism development; protein phosphorylation. The transcript is spliced from 18 exons. Gene Ontology annotation, cellular component: membrane; signaling receptor complex. Lineage: Eukaryota; Metazoa; Chordata; Mammalia; Eulipotyphla; Talpidae. Bases 419 to 2824 code for a protein of 801 amino acids. The record is from RefSeq and is a predicted model, not a curated record. Gene Ontology annotation, molecular function: fibroblast growth factor receptor activity; fibroblast growth factor binding; ATP binding.